Paraglomus occultum is the source of this 225-nucleotide messenger RNA. The record is from the annotation of a GenBank genome assembly. NCBI's taxonomy places the organism in Eukaryota, Fungi, Glomeromycota, Glomeromycetes, Paraglomerales, Paraglomeraceae.
AUGGCGGUACAGAAACCAUUACGCAAACUCAAACUCAAACAGACACCGUUACUGAAAAUGGCGGUACAGAAACCAUUACUCAAACUCAAACGAAUACAGUCACCGUUACUGAAAAUGGCGCUCCCAAUUGCUGUAUUCAAAAUGGUAAUGCUUGUACACAAAAUGCAGAUUGCUGCAGUAACAUUUGUUAUGGGGCUAUAUGCGUUGCAAGUAUUCCCAAGAUAA